GUCGCUACGGACUUUACGUAAGAUGUUGCGCUGGGUGCAGCAUCCGUCUCUCUGUACGGCCACGACGCGCACGAUCUGCCUGCAUACACUUAGAAAAAUGCGCCAGUAGGUCUGUACGCUUCUUACCCCGGAUAAUCAAAUUACAUUCGAUUUUCACACUCUACGGCGAGCGAUUGCAUCCUAUUUAUUCCAGCGGUGGUAUGAUCUGUUAACUAUAUAUUCACCGUUAUUCACCGUCUCGGCGCGCACUGACGCGCUCCUGAACUGCGAGAGACACCGAAUCAACGGGGGGAAAAUCAUUAGAAGAAGAUCCGUCGAGGAUAAAGGAAAAGGUUUCCACAUGGUUAUGAUGUGUAUGAUUCAUUAGAAGAGGAUCCGGAUGAUGUGAUGGAUGCAUGAGAUGAGAACGUGUUUUUCAUUUUAAAUAAGCAAGGCCAGUGCUGACUGUGAUGAUUCUGAGCAGAAGACUCCCGUAACAGCAUCCAGUGCUGUUGAAGACUGUGUGGACUACACUUUGAUGCCACAAGAUACCUGAUUCCACAAGUUAAUCGUAAAAAAAGAAAGGGGCAGGACAUGACUCAGUUGCCAUGCAGGCUGCUAUUGUAACAGGCUUUUUCAGCCCCUCCCCCCUCGUCUGGUUGGUCCAACUCUUGUUGUGGCCACACCUCCUUGGACCUAGAUUGGCCGAAACCAGUCCUGCCUGCCCUGCUCCCUGUAGCUGUUCCAAUCAAGCCAGUCGAGUGAUAUGUACCAGAAAAGGCUUAAAUGAUGUUCCACAGAGUAUCUCGUCCAAUACUCGAUACCUUAACCUCCAGGAGAACUCCAUACAGGUGAUCAGGUCAGACACCUUCAAGCACCUAAAUCAUCUGGAAAUCUUACAGUUGUCUAAGAACCAAAUUCGUCAGAUAGAAGUGGGAGCUUUCAAUGGCCUUCCCAAUCUUAUCACCUUGGAGCUUUUUGACAACAGACUACCACUCGUACCAUCACAGGCAUUUGAGUACCUGAGCAAGCUGCGUGAGCUCUGGCUAAGGAACAACCCCAUAGAGACACUCCCGGCAUAUGCCUUCCACCGUGUUCCAUCCCUGCGACGGUUAGACCUUGGUGAGCUGCGCAAACUAAGUUUCAUCUCGGAGGCUGCGUUCGAAGGGCUGCUGAAUCUACGUUUCCUGAAUCUGGGCAUGUGCGGGCUUAAAGAUGUACCCAACUUGACGCCUCUUGUGAGGCUAGAGGAACUGGAGCUGUCUGGAAACCAGCUGGGAGUGGUGCGUCCCGGAUCUUUCCAAGGCCUAGUGUCUCUACGCAAACUGUGGCUCAUGCACUCUCGGAUCUCCGUCCUUGAAAGGAAUGCUUUUGAUGACCUCAAGAACCUGGAGGAGCUCAAUCUGUCCCAUAACUCUCUGCAUUCGCUGCCCCAUGAUCUAUUCACUCCACUGCAACAGUUAGAGCGUGUCCAUCUGAACCACAACCCUUGGGUUUGCAACUGCGAUGUUCUGUGGUUGAGCUGGUGGCUUAAAGAAACCGUGCCUGAUAACUCCACUUGUUGUGCACGUUGCCAUGCCCCACCAGGUACUAAGGGCAGGUACAUUGGUGACCUUGACCAGCGAGACUUCACCUGCUAUGCACCUGUGAUUGUGGAGCCACCCACUGACCUGAACGUAACGGAGGGAAUGGCAGCAGAGCUGAAAUGCCGCACUGGGACAUCCAUGACUUCCGUUAACUGGUUGACCCCCAAUGGAACCUUGAUGACCCAUGGGGCAUACAAGGUCCGGAUCUCGGUCCUGCAUGAUGGAACCCUGAAUUUCACCAAUGUGACCAUGCAAGACACUGGACCCUACACCUGUAUGGUCACCAAUUCUGCUGGCAACACCACAGCAACUGCUGUGUUGAACGUCUCUGCACCUGACCCAGGCAAUGACUACAGCUACUUCACAACUGUUACUGUUGAGACUGUAGAGACUGGGCAAGAUGGCCACGGUUCAGCACGGCAGUUCGUCAAUGAGACGUUUAUUAGUUUUCCAGGCCCGACAGCUGCAUCUGCAUCGGCGGGUCCCACUGGCUCAAUGCUGUCCUCCUUGUCGCCACGAGCCACACGUGCACCCGAUCGCCCGUUCACGGUCUCCAUCACAGACGUUGCCAACUUGUCAGGUCUUGAGGACGUAAUGAAGACGACCAAGAUUAUCAUCGGCUGCUUUGUGGCCAUCACCUUUAUGGCGGCCGUGAUGCUGGUCGUCUUCUACAAGCUUCGCAAGCAGCACCAACUGCACAAACACCACGGCCCGGCUCGUGCCAUCGAGAUAAUCAAUGUUGAGGAUGAGAUCGGAUCUGCAGGUGGAACUAGUGGAAUCACAGGAGGGAGCACCCUCCAAAAGGGAGCAGGAUCUGGUGGAGGAAGCGGGCAGAGUCCGAGGAAUCACGAACCUGAGAUCAUGACCCUGCCGAGCGUUGGGCAAGCGGACCACCUGAACCACUACUACAAAGCGCACCACUUUAACAACAACGUGCUGGGCUUGAACAUGGCAUCUGGAAUGCUCAACAACAAACCUAACCCUUCCUCCCAAAACAAGGCUUCGACCAUUAAAAUGGGGACUUCCGGUAAUCCCUCCAACCUUGGCUCGACAUCACCUCCCUUGCCAAUUCCCAUUCCAAUGGCGAUGACCUUCCAUGGAACUCUGAAAGGCCUUAGUCACGUUCCCAACAUGCAGACUGAGCCACUGUUGCUAUCGAAUGGCUCCAAGGAGAGUGUUCAGGAGACCCAGAUCUGAUUACCCUUGCAUACACAUGCACAUGCAGGAAGGGAAGUAGACUGGUUUUUAAGGCAGCAUGACUGUCAAGUCUCUGCAGUCUUUGACUUUUUAAACUCUGUCUCUUUCCAACAGAUUCCAUGGAAUAUUAAUUUUGAUAAACAGAGAGACAGGCUUUUACUGAUGAAGUGGACAAGGCGCUGUUGAGUACAUACGUGCCAAAGCAAGCGUACUUUUGAGUUGUGUCCGCGUAUAAAAAAAUAUAGUCUAUAUUAAAGUAGUGUUAUUACUUAAGUGUUGGUUUGCCACAGUCCAGCGACACAGAGUACACACACUGAUGUACAGCAGCUAACAGACCUGUAUAAAAGCAUACACACAUUUACACUUCCCAGAGGUUGACAUCAUUCUUCAUCAUACUCACCUCGGUAGGUAGUGUACCUGUGUGUGUGUAUUUGAGUGUGUGUGUAAGGGACAGUAUUACCUGAGACUAAUUCGAAAAUAAAGACUUUAACUGCUUUGAUCCAGAACACAUGCUCAUGUUCACUCUGCAUCAUGAUGACAUUCUGAAUCUAGCACAAGUGAGGAUCAGUUCAUAAGCUCAGAACUCUAAAGACACCAGUUUUAGGGUGACAUACACUUUCAUCAUACCUAGAGGAGAGGGCAGAGAGAAGAAGGCUUUCCAUGUGAACAAUAAGAGUACAUGACUGCUGUCCUCAGCAAAGGUACCACAGUACCUGCCGCCGUAGUGCAAACUCUUUGUGCAUAUCUGCCUUCGAAGAGAUCUCGAGUGUCAUAUGUUUGUCUUUUCGCCUGAAUUGAAGAGUAACAGGAGUGUGUAAGGGCUAUUUCACUGGCAUUUGAUGUGUGCAGAACGUGUCUUGACUAAAAGUCAACAUAAAAUGCAACAUUUAACUUCUGUAGUAUGAAACAGGAUAUUCAAUGGAUGCAGGGUGGUGGGACUUGACUCCAUUCUUCAGGAAUUGAUUGGAUCGUGUAAAGCAGGCGUACCAGAACGGAGUCAAGAGGGAUUUGAGACACUAGCCGAACCGGAAAGUCAUUUCAGAGGCGGAGCAGGUUACAUUUUGAUAAAAGAUUCCGAAGAUAUUUUUUUUUUUACUUUGCAUAACGUGCACAGAUGACUGGUGCACAAUAAGAAAUGAGUGCAUCCAUUUUGAGUUCAUGUUGACUUUAAAAUAAGCUGUAUUAAAGCUUUGAAAUAUACUGGGAUACGCACCACAGGGGAUUUCGCCAACAUGAACAAUUUUAGAUUUUUAACAGAGAGAGAAUGAAAGACAUUGUGAAAAUGUCCAGAUUUUUCUGAUGAAAGAUUUUGCAAUAUGACAUGUAAUCUAAUGUAAAAAUUUUCAGCUAUACUGUUUAUAGACCAAAUCGCUGGGUUUGGGAAUCAGGGUUUAGGGAAUGGGAAUAAUACCGUUCUUGAGCCGCUUCAAAUUUAACAUUAGUCAUCUAUUUGGGGGAAAACUUGUAUGCCUCACUUUCAGAGAGUAUUUUCUUUGAAGAGAUUCGCGAAUUGAUAGGUCCUUCAUGGGAGCCAUGCGACAACUGCUGACUACAUAAAGCAUUCUAUUCAUCCGUGAAUGGCUUUGAAGUUGUAUAAUAACUGUGCAAUGUGCCAUUAAUUGGAGUAGAGUACACAUGCGUGUAUUAUUGUAAUUGCUGCAUUAAACUUUACUCGGUUUUUAAUUUACAAUUCAUCAUCUUUUAUCAGAUUGUUGGUGUUAAAAUUGAUUCAUCCUUUUUCAAAUGCUGGGAACUUUCUUAAAUCAAACUGGGCAAUUGUUUUCUGCAUUCAUUUUACACGUUUGAUUAAGGACACAAGUGCUAUACAUAGUUGUAUCCAUUAUACCCCACCAGUCCUUCAAAUGUCUCCCUGCUAGUCUUCAUAAUGGAGUUAUAGGGCGAACUAUGUUUUUUUCUGCUGCUUUCAUUGCUUUCCAUAUUUCUCCCUACAGUAUGAAAGCUGAUUGUGUUUGAAUAUCCAGUGGAGUUGCUUAGCAACAACAUCAUUGCCAGGAAAUGCUCUUAAAAGCUUAUUGUAGCACCUGACCCUCAUCUGCUGAUGCGGAAUAUAGGUAGAUCAGAAUUACGUCAGUAUCACAUAAGUAAAAGGUUAGUUAAUGUGAGGAAAGCAUCCUCCAUGCCUCGCUUUAUGUCCUCGAUACCAGAAAAGACUGAAACGUGAAUAUCAUUGACCUCGGAUCCAAUAUUUGAACAUUUUAGGCUAUUAAACGUUGGCAAAUUUAAUAAUUUUGUCAAAACACAACCGUAUAUUUUUAAAUGCAGUGCUAAAGCUUCAUGAACAACCGGUUUCUACAAACAAGCCUCGAUUUGCUACAUGAGUAAGAUUCCCAUUCUAGAGUAUUUUAUUGGACAUGAAACUGAGUGCAUCGGUUAAUUUUCCUGAAAGAGAGUGUCUGAAGUUUUUAAAUGCAUAUGCAUAUCCUGAUCAUUUUGGAGAUUUUUUUAUAAGUACACCAGCAUAUAGCAAACAUACAUCAACUAAAAGCCACAAAUGGGAGUCUUUGUUUGAGCCAGACUUGCAUUUGAGCCUUUCCAUACCUCUUUUUUUAAUUAUACAAGCAAACUUGUGAAACGUUAAAUGUCCAAAUGCUUAUCUGCCCAAGAUCAUGAGGCAGUGAAUCAGUACAUCAGCGUUCAGAUGUGUGUCAUCCCGUAGCAGGUUGUUCUCAUCUAUGCAUCCUCUCUGCGGCCAGCAAAAUCACAUUACCCUUAUGGCUACUGAAAGACAAUUCAUCUAAACCUUUCCCCGUUUUCGAAAGCUGCUUUAAGCUGAUUUCACUGGCUGUGAGAUGAAGACACUGGGGCUGAGACCCGUGUUGAAGCUGUUUCUGAAUCAGCACAGAAAGAUUGUAUUAUGAGUAUUAAAUGAAGCGGUGUCAUCACUGUAGACUCUUAAUGUGGUGGCUCUCUCUUUCACCUUCUCACACUGACCAUGUGUUCAUGUAUUGCCAUGUACAGUAUAUAAUCUAAAGAUGUAAAUAUUCUCUAUUUUUUGACUUGCCAUUAGCAGAACACGUGUUCUUCAGGAUUUAAAACAGAACAAAGCUUUUUGGAAACUGUUUGCAUUUCUCUUUCCCUCUAUUUAUGUGUGAAUCUCAUGAAAACAGGCCAUAUUUCACCACAGCAUCUAAUGAACAGAAUUGUAUUGUGCAUACAGAAAAAUAAUCCUGGUUUUUGGACCAUUAAGGUUUUUUUUUUUUUUGGUGACAUUUCAUUUGAUGAUAAUCAAGCAGAUUUUUACCACUAGUGCGGUAUGGAUAUUUUAUUUGUGGUUUUGUUGGUAAUUUUCAAAUUGUAUUGUAGAUUCUCAUUACUUUGCGUAAUACAAAAAAGUAAAAUCAUUUUUAAUAUAUGAAUUCGCAUAAAACAGUUAGUACAUGAGUACAUCAAACAGUAACAUUAUAUUAAACAUUUUUUUUUGUGCAAUUUUGAGAAUGAUUUUAUUUUGUUGAUUUUUUUUCUAAUGAAAUGUCACAUUGCUAAAAAAAAACGCUCAAAAUAGGCUGAAUAAUAACAUUUUGUGGUGCAAUUUCACCAGUUUUUGGACAUUUUUUUUUAGAUUCACUCGUAUGUUUCUCUGUAUCUCUAUCUUUAGGACAAUACACUCAAAAAAAAAAAAAAGAAAAAAAAUUAAA
Molecule: messenger RNA, 6418 nt
Organism: Carassius carassius (crucian carp)
Lineage: Eukaryota; Metazoa; Chordata; Actinopteri; Cypriniformes; Cyprinidae
Gene: lrrc4bb
Product: leucine rich repeat containing 4Bb
Exons: 5
Coding region: 588-2762 (724 amino acids)
Cellular component (GO): plasma membrane
Molecular function (GO): protein binding
Source: RefSeq, a predicted model, not a curated record